AUGGCAGGUCCAUAUCGUUGGGUACCGGCUUCCUUGCACCAACGUGGCAUCCCGGCUGGUGCGCUGCAUGUGGGCAACGAUGAAGACGGCUCAGAGAUCUACGCAGGUCGCGCAAGCCAUGAAGGCGACAUUAUCCCCGCCAAGGUCAUACCCUCGAAACAAGCUUGUUAUGUCAGUUAUGGUGGAGAAGAAAUAUUAAAAGAUCAAUUCGAGGUGUUAAUCCCCGCGGUGUUCUCGUGGCAGUAUUCAAUGAACGGCCAGGUGCCUCCCGGUGCUGUUGAGGCAGGGUACACUGCUGAGGGAGAAAUUUUGUACUUGGGUAGAGUAAGACAUGAUGGAUGCACCACACCUGGCAAGAUUCAGCCGAGCCACGGUACUUGUUAUUAUCCUUUCGGUGGAGAGGAGCGGAGCAGCCGAGAGUACGAAGUCCUUGUCCUAAACUAA
Molecule: messenger RNA, 444 nt
Organism: Arctia plantaginis
Lineage: Eukaryota; Metazoa; Arthropoda; Insecta; Lepidoptera; Erebidae
Source: the annotation of a GenBank genome assembly